UCUAACUUGCGGUGUUUGAAUUUAUCAAUCACUACACUACGGCGCGAGCAGCCGAAUGUGUGGAUAUAGACGACCUAGCUCCGGGCUUCGAAUGUCGGAUUUAGUUCAGUAUUUUAAGUCGAUGUUUUCGUGCAUUUUUGCUUAGGAUACAUGUCAGGUGUAAUGUCGAUUGUGCAGUAUUCCUUAUCGCAUUAAACGUAAAACAGUAUAAAAUUUAUACUCGGGUAACAAUUCAUUUUGUUAUUCUAACAUGACCUAAGCCGGGAAUAAUUCUGAAAAAUCUAUAAGGUGAAUUAGCAGGAAAGGUUGCAGUCGCCGUCUCUGGAAAGGGGAUUCAAUUAAAAUAGUCCUAAAGUGUAAGUCCUUUAUGCUGAAGAAGCCAGUUUAUACAACUCAUAGUUUCCCUUGUUGUGCAGUCAUAAGAAGAACCCAUCGCUUAACCCCAGAAGAUGAAUGGCUCAUUUUAAGUUGUAAUUUGUAAAUUGCAUUUGUUAAAAAACUGGCAAUAUCUCAAAGAAAAUCGUUCAAAUUAAAAGUUAUUAUGUAUAAUAAGAAACAUUAUUUCUUCGAGAAAGGCUGACAGAGCCAGCACAAAUUGCUGAUUGUUUGACAAAAUGCCUGGCUUAGUUGUAUUUAGGAGACGUUGGAGCGUUGGUUCCGAUGACUUAGUGGUUCCUGGAGCGUUUUUGUUUACUACACAUAUUACAUGGACAAUAAUUUUAGCAGUUAUCCUGUUCAUCCUAAAGUUUGAUAAGAGUGUUCACUGCAUCCUACUAAUAUGGAGCCUAGUGGUUGGUUAUUUAGCAAUUCUGCUAGUUUCUAUAGUGAUAGAGGUGGCUGUAUGCGUGGUUGCAUUACGAGGCAGUAUUUUGGAUACCACACCCAGGAGUUCUAUGCAGUAUAUUUUAUAUAUAAGACUUGCUGUAAUGAUAGUUGAAGCUGGUUGGCUAACAGCAGGAGUUCUUUGGAUUGUAUAUUAUUAUACAGAAUGCCCAAUCGAUAAUGCAAAAGAAGUUGUUUUAGCAAUGGUGGUUUUCAACAGCUGUAUUCUAUUGUCUGUAGUAAUUACUGUAUGGUGCUGUUACGAUACAGCGGGAAGAUCAUGGGUGAAAAUGAAACAAUACCAGCGAUCCAUGAGGGAAUCAGAGUUAAAAUUUCAGUAUAAAAGGUCAGGAAGUACUAGAAACUGGAGACAAAGGAAAGUCCUUCGUGCUUACCAAGACAGUUGGCAAAACCGAUGUCAGUUUAUUUUCUGUUGUUCAGCUCCUUCCGAUAGAAACCGCAACUCUUUCGCCGAUAUCGCCCGGCUUUUAUCAGAUUUUUUUAGAGAUUUAGAUGUAGUGCCUUCGGAUGUAGUGGUUGGUCUUGUGUUACUGAGAAAAUUUCAAAAGAUUGAAAGAAAGGCGAUCAUUGAAGAGCGUAAAAAUGACACAUAUGAGUUCCUUUCUGGGGUCCCGAUAACGCCAAGAACCCAAUUUCUCUCAUUACAAGAAAACGGGCCCGAUGCGGAAAUGUUCCAAACUGUUAUCCAUUUCGCUAAUUUUGCUGUGAAGGCCUAUGGCUGGCCAGUAUAUGUUAUGAUGAAUAAAAUGGGAAUUUGUCAAGUUUGUACAGGAUUAAGUUGUUAUUGCUGCCUCCCUUGCCGACGUACUAACAGUGAAAAUGUUCAAAUUGUAGAUGACAACUGUUGCAGAUGCAACUAUGCUGCAUUAGAAAAGCUAACGAAAAUUGGAGAUAUUGAAAUAAUUUAUGCAACAUAUCAUGUGGAUGUAGGCGAGACUCCAUUUUUCGUUGCGUUAGAUUAUGAUAGGAAGAAAAUUGUAAUUAGUAUUAGAGGGACGUUAUCAAUGAAGGAUAUCUUAACUGACUUAAACGCUGAAAGUGAAACUAUUCCUUUACAUCCUCCAAGAGAAGACUGGACUGGACAUAAGGGUAUGGUCCAGGCGGCUCAAUAUAUCUAUGAAAAAAUCGAAGAGGAACAGCUGUUACAGAAAGCCAGGGCAAGAAAUCCGGAAAAGGGGACCAAAGAUUUUGAUAUCACUAUUGUUGGACACUCUCUUGGGGCAGGUACUGCGAGCAUACUGGGAAUACUCCUUCGACAAAACCACUCAUCUCUAGAAUGCUUUUGCUACUCACCGCCAGGAGGAUUACUGUCAGCUCCCGCAGUAGAAUAUACCAAAGAAUUUACAAUUUCUGUAGUUGUAGGCAAAGAUGUAGUUCCUAGAAUAGGUCUUCACCAAAUGGAAACACUUAGAACUGACUUAAUUAAUGCUAUUAAAAGAAGCGUGGAUCCAAAGUGGAAAACAAUUACCUGUAGUAUAAUUUGUUGCGGGUGUUCCGAGCCAACAUCGGCUGUAGAAAUGUCUAGUCAAAAAACUGAGGUGAGCGAGUAUAUGCGCACUAAGAAAGAUGCCAGAUGUACGGGAUUGCAUCCAUCGGAUAGUACAAUAGCUUUGACCAGUCAUCAACCCUUGUAUCCUCCAGGUCGAAUUAUUCAUGUAGUUAGGGACCAUCCCAAAAAAGGACAACAAUCUUUUUCAAAAAAACCUGUCUACCAAGCCUUAUGGGCAAACAAUACUGACUUCGAUGAGGUCCUAAUUUCACCAGUUAUGAUCCAAGACCAUAUGCCAGAUAAAGUGUUGGAGGCUCUCAACAAGUGUAUGACAGGUGGAGAGGACUUCGCGGCCUCGACGUCUACUGGAUUUACGAAGGCGCGGACAUUCGGCUUACGAACUAAGACCUGCGCCGCACGACAUAAGGUUGUAACGCUGCUAGACGCGAGAAAACGUCAACAAUUACGCUUAUCAAAUCCACCUCUUUCUAAUAUUUCUAACCAAAUCACCCUGCAGGAAACUAGUUUUCCCCCAACCACAUACUUCAAUGACUCUAAUGGUUCUAGUGCCUCCGAUUAUCGAUUUUGCACUACAAAAAGACAUGAAUCCCCUACAAUAUUUCAACCAAUACCCAGCUUAAGUCGACGCAUAUCAUUUGGUAGUUCGAAAUCUCAAUUUUCUGAACAACAAAUGAUCGUAAAUAAGCUUGAAGAACCCCGUUCUAUAUCGAGAAGCAUUCUUCUAAACAUAAUGCCAAAGCUAGAGUUAAACCAUGAUGAAUGGUCUGAGCUGGCUCCGUUAGCCAGUCCAGAAAGUAUGUCGGAGAUAUCCAGUAUUAGUUCCAGAACUAGCGUGACAAGCCUUACAGCAGAAAUGCUCAAAACUCCAAAGGUUAUGAGACGUACUCCAAAAAUCAUAGGAAGUCUUAGCACUUGUGCCGAUGACAUUAGAAACAUAAGAAAUUUUGCAACUGCUAAGAAAAUUCCUGUACUAAAUGUAGCAAUUAUAACAGACACAUCAGCUGAGAAUUCAUCAAAUAGCAAUACCAGCUUUGAAUCUGCUUUAAGCAAAAACAAAGAUUCUAUUGAAGAGGUUAAGGCGGAGAAUAUAGUAGAUCGUGACUUUUUUGGAUUUUCGUAUUCAGACGGUCGAAUAUCCAGCGGUAGUGAUUUCCAUUCAGCAGAAGAUAUCCUCGAUAUUGUCCUUUCAGAUGCUGGAUGUAAAGAGUUCUUUAAUUCUGACCCAAAUAUAUUAGAGAUGCAUAACGAGCUAAUGCGAGAGUUUAGCUCGAUUACAGAUUAUAGCGAUUCACCUUCAAGAACGAUAUCAACACAGUAUUCUUUGCCUGGUCCAUCCCAAGACAUGGAUCCGGACCUAGUAACUAACUUAGCUAUCGAUUUGGCAGCCAAUAUUGAACCCGUCCCAAUUCAAAUGAAUCGAAGUAAAGUCACGACCUUAGACCAAGAAUGUGCCUACAGAACCCCAGAUACCCCUAAAAAUGUAACUUUUAAUCCUGAAGUAGUCACAGUAGAUACCGAUAAUGAAGUUUAUUACAAGCGACCAUUUAGGUGGAGAUUUUUUAAAGCAGAAAAACAUAAAAAGCCAGACCUUUCGAUAUCGCCAGUUCCUAGCACUAGUUCAGACAUUUCCAAGGUGGUUGUUCCGGUGAAAACUAUUUUAUCCAAAGGGAAGAAACCGUUGGAUGUGCGAAAUGAUGAACCUUGUACCAGUGAGUCUAUUUCGCGAAAAGCCCUUCCGAUUUUAAAUAUUUUAAAUAGUAGUGCGGGAGAAAGAACUUCGUCGCCAAGUUUUGUGAGGAGAAAGAAAUACGUUUAUCCGUCAAAUGUUGUGGUGAUAAGUAAACCCUUGCAGGAGAGUGCCGUCUAGUUCAAUUAUUAAGAGUUUUAAGAAAAUUUUAAUUAUAUGUAUAGAUAUAUUAAA
Messenger RNA from Anthonomus grandis grandis, 4274 nucleotides. It is a transcript of the gene inaE, whose product is annotated as diacylglycerol lipase-alpha. Gene Ontology annotation, cellular component: dendrite membrane; postsynaptic membrane. Gene Ontology annotation, biological process: lipid metabolic process. The record is from RefSeq and is a predicted model, not a curated record. The transcript has 18 exons. Lineage: Eukaryota; Metazoa; Arthropoda; Insecta; Coleoptera; Curculionidae. Bases 615 to 4220 code for a protein of 1201 amino acids.